Chiroxiphia lanceolata (lance-tailed manakin) is the source of this 1676-nucleotide messenger RNA. Its product is annotated as selenoprotein Pb-like. NCBI's taxonomy places the organism in Eukaryota, Metazoa, Chordata, Aves, Passeriformes, Pipridae. The transcript has 5 exons. Gene Ontology annotation, biological process: selenium compound metabolic process. The record is from RefSeq and is a predicted model, not a curated record. Gene Ontology annotation, cellular component: extracellular region. Gene Ontology annotation, molecular function: selenium binding.
CCUCCUGGGCGGGGAGAGUGGACAGGAGAUAAAAGGGAGACCAAGGCUGGCUGGAAGUUGCUGAAAGCUGCUGGGACUGGGAGCGAGGGAGGACGGCAGCGAGGAGAACGCCCAGGGUCCGGGAUGGGGCUGUUGGUGCUGGCCCUGGCCACCUGGCUGGGGCUGGCCUCAGCCUCUGAGGAGGUGGCCAACAGCAGCCGGAUCUGCCAGGAGGCACCGGCAUGGAGCAUCAAUGGCUCGAGCCCCAUGGAGGGGGCGGCAGGGCAGGUGACCGUGGUGGCUCUGCUGAAGGCCAGCUGACACUUCUGCCUGACGCAGGCCCAGAGCCUUGGGGGCCUGCGGGAGCGGCUGGCCCGGCAGGGCAUGGUCGGCAUCCGCUACAUGAUCGUCAACGAGAAGGCGCCGCUGUCCCGUGCCAUGUUGGGGGAGCUGCAGCGCCACGCCCCGCCGGGAGUCCCCGUCCUCCAGCCGGAGCCGGAGGACCCCGACGUCUGGCAGGUCCUGGGGGGCGACAAGGACGACUUCCUUGUCUAUGACCGGUGCGGCCGCCUGGCUUUCCACAUCCAGCUGCCCUUCAGCUUCCUCUACUUCCCCUACGUGGAGUCGGCCAUCCGCUUCACCCACAGCAAGGACUUCUGCGGCAACUGCUCCCUCUACCCCAACGCUACACAGGAGGCUAACAGUACCACGGAGGUCCCUGCAACCCCGAGCCCACUUCCCGAACACGAAGGGAAGGACUCAGGGACCCCCAUCCACCAGCACAAGCCCGUCCAUCCUCAUCGCCACCAUGAGGUCAGCAACGAGAGAGCCACAAACCCAAGUGGGGACCACGAACCUGCUGCCCAUCCUCACCACCACCAUAGAGACCAUGAUCAUCUCCAUCACCAGGGGAAGAAGCAGAAGGAGGGGAAUGAGCACUAAGCCAGGCUGGGCAGCCUUGCAGAACCCAGUAGUGUGCAGAACACCCCAGCUCACUUCACAGAGGCAUGGAAGGACUUGCUUUGGGCUGCUGGUCACCAGCAGCACUGGUACAACUCCCUCCAGCAUCCCUCAUGUGGGUCACACUCCCACACUGGGGUAGGGAUGGAAAUCUCCCUCAGACCCUGCUCAGUGCUGCAUUUUCCACCCCAGGGCUCAGUUCUGAGCCUUCCUCUGCUGCUGUCUGCCUUUCCAUGCUCAAUGAAGCCCGCUGUGCAAACCAGGAGGUCCCUGGUCACUGCUGGCUGACACUGCAUGGAGCAGCAGGGCAGGGAUGGAGGGGCCAGAGCUGGGAUGGAAGCAGCACUGCCAGCACCCUCUGCCCAUCCCAACACUUCUGGGGCACCCCUGGGUGUCCUGGCCAGGGAGCGAGCGGAGGGACAGCGUGUACCCUGCAGGACAUGGUCCCAGGGGUGCACGAGAAGUGGUGGGAUGUCGCAGCUCCCCAUGGUCCAAACCCCGUGCCCCCAUAGCUGUCACAUCCUGGGGACCCUCAGACCGUGCACACGGGUAUGUGCAGUGGUGGUGGGUGGCCGCAAGAUGGUGGCCUUGUCCCCUCUUGGAGACCCAGGGGCCGUAUGGAAGGGCCCACAGCCCUGGGAGGAUGGGGUGAGGAUCCUGGGGUCUCUCCUGGGGGGAAGCGAGGUGGGAGGGUGAUGCGGAUAUCCAGAGUACAAAUAAAACCUCUGUGAAGUGAC